AUGUUGCAACAUGGUGUAUCUGACAUAGUCGCUGGCUUCCAGCGUCUCUCCCACGGGGAUGGCAACCCAUUUGAUGGGCGAGGUGGGGUUCUGGCACACGCUUUUGCUCCACAAGAUGGAAGAAUGCACUUGGAUGCAGAUGAAAGGUGGAGCACUACAGGGAUAUCACCAACCAUUGAUCUUGAAACUGUUUGUUUGCAUGAACUUGGUCACAAUCUGGGGCUUGGACACAGUAACGAUCCUAACGCGGUUAUGGCACCCACAUAUGCAGGGGUACGACGGAAUCUAAGACAAGAUGAUAAGGAUGGUUUAAACAAUCUAUAUGGGUUUUAA
This is a messenger RNA of Vigna angularis (adzuki bean), 333 nucleotides long. RefSeq lists its product as uncharacterized. Gene Ontology annotation, molecular function: metalloendopeptidase activity; zinc ion binding. Gene Ontology annotation, biological process: collagen catabolic process; extracellular matrix organization; proteolysis. The record is from RefSeq and is a predicted model, not a curated record. Gene Ontology annotation, cellular component: extracellular matrix. Lineage: Eukaryota; Viridiplantae; Streptophyta; Magnoliopsida; Fabales; Fabaceae. Bases 1 to 333 code for a protein of 110 amino acids. The transcript has a single exon.